Messenger RNA from Ostreococcus tauri, 1074 nucleotides. RefSeq names its product WD40/YVTN repeat-like-containing domain. The transcript has a single exon. The record is from RefSeq and is a predicted model, not a curated record. The coding region runs from base 1 to 1074 and encodes 357 amino acids. Gene Ontology annotation, molecular function: protein binding. NCBI's taxonomy places the organism in Eukaryota, Viridiplantae, Chlorophyta, Mamiellophyceae, Mamiellales, Bathycoccaceae.
AUGUCGAACCCACCGCCCGAACCGAUCGUGUUGAGGGCUCACCGUUCGGACGCGCAGUGCGCAUCGUUCGAUGCGAGCGGGGCGCUGUACACGGGCGACGCCGACGGCGAGGUGGUUCGUUGGGACGUCGAGAGACGACGGGUCGUUCAUCGUGCGCGCGCGCACGGACCGACGAGCGGCGUGCUCGCGAUGGCGCACUUCAAUUUCGUCUCGCGCGCGUCGAGUCGCGCGGGCGACGGGUCGGGUGACGAUGACGUCCCGACGCGUUGUACGCAGGGACGGGACGGGAGCGUCAAGUAUUGGCGCCGAGCGGGCGACGCGAGUGACGAUCGCGGGGUCGAGAUCGCGUCGAGGACGAUUCGGGGCGGAGUUUUUGGGUUCUGUAGACUCGUGAGCGACGGUGGCGAGUUGAUCGCGCGAGCGGCGUGCGCGAGGGGAUCGGUCGUCGUCGAGCGCGCGGAGACGGGCCGAGCCGCGUGCACGUUGCCGGCGCUGGGCAAAGAGGACGACGAGAGCGAUCCGCGAGCUGGCGUCGCGAUGUGCAUUUCGUUCAUACGGAGCGAACACGUCGUUGUUGGGUACGAGGAUGGGACGAUCGCGAUCUGGGCGCUUGAUUUCGAAUCGGGUCGAGGCGAGGUGAAGUGGCGGAGGCGGACGCACAAGGAAUCGGCGCUGUGCGCAGACGUCGACGCGCUGGGCGAAGGAUUCGUCACCGGAGGCGCCGACGGGACGUUGGUGCGCUACGCCGUGGACGUUAACGUGGUACCGUUGAUGUGUGAGGUCGUGCGAGCGCACGGUCCGUAUGCCGAAGUCAUAACGAGCUCGAGUAAACAACCGGGCGUGAGCGCGUGCGCGAUUCGCGGAGAUGGAAAAAUCGUCGCGAGCGGGUGUUGGGACGGGAAAAUUCGCGUGUACGAGUACAAGCGAAAGUCCAAGGGACGCGUGCUAGCGGUAUUAAAGUAUCACGCCGCCACCGUGACGGACGUGUUGUUCGCACCGGAUGAUUCGUAUCUCGUGAGCACCGCGCGUGACGGCGCCGUCGCUCUGUGGCCGAUUUUUCCGCCAAGCGAAUGA